Messenger RNA from Pseudocercospora fijiensis CIRAD86, 843 nucleotides. RefSeq lists its product as uncharacterized. Bases 1 to 843 code for a protein of 280 amino acids. The transcript has a single exon. NCBI's taxonomy places the organism in Eukaryota, Fungi, Ascomycota, Dothideomycetes, Mycosphaerellales, Mycosphaerellaceae. The record is from RefSeq and is a predicted model, not a curated record.
AUGAGCAAGUACGUGCCGCCUGGACGACGCCGGCAGAGCGAGUCAAGUGCGGCUGUCGGUGAAAAGCUAGACGACCAUUUGCUAUCCUUGGAAGACAUCCGCAACUACUUCUGGCCGGUCGACAACGAUGCGCAGCCAGGCAGAUUCGCUCAAGGUCUCAGAGGCACGCUGAAUGAUUCCGCCGCGACUCCUGGUCGGCCGAGCUACAUCGUGCUGUUCGCCGGUGCAAAUCCAAGAUGGGAUGAUGACCAUAUCAUCUUCACCAAAUCGAGUCUCGACCUUUUGCCAGCUCCGAAUGACAUGGAGGGCAGUGCGGAAGGCAGCGCAGAGCCCGAAGCAGUUGACGACUCGAAGGACGAGAAGAAUGCCGCCGCACCGAUCGCAGUAUUCAAACAGGGCCGUGGUCCGCAAGUUGCCCGUGUGUACGAGUUCGAUGGCUGGUACCAGAUUGAGCGCGUACAACUUCUCGAGCCGAAGUCACCGGAGCUAGUGCGAAUGCUCGAGCAGAAGUGGUCCUUCACGGACUCGAGAGGCAACGUUCGACAGAAGCAACGCGAUGCUAUCAAGUGGAAUGAGAGCUUGGGCAUGCGCUGGGCAGUGCUGAAACUCCGCAAGGAUGAAGCCACCGAGAAGGAGCGCGGUAAGCGAUGUCCAGUGCUGAAGAAUCCAAAAGCCGUGCUGACCGUGAUGUCCAUCGCUCUAGGCACUCCAAAGAUCGAGAAGGUCCCGGACACGGAAGCCGACCAGCAUCAGCCUGGCAAGAAGAGUGUGAACGAAAUGUUAGCAGAGAUGAGGAUGGAUGAUGAGAGUGGCAAGGAAGCUGUCGAGGCGAGUACGACAUGA